Messenger RNA from Triticum aestivum (bread wheat), 1624 nucleotides. Its product is annotated as translation initiation factor IF3-4, chloroplastic. Gene Ontology annotation, biological process: ribosome disassembly; translational initiation. Gene Ontology annotation, molecular function: translation initiation factor activity; ribosome binding. The transcript is spliced from 10 exons. Bases 91 to 1044 code for a protein of 317 amino acids. The record is from RefSeq and is a predicted model, not a curated record. NCBI's taxonomy places the organism in Eukaryota, Viridiplantae, Streptophyta, Magnoliopsida, Poales, Poaceae.
ACUCGUUGCUUGGGAUUCCUCCGCUCGCGGCAAAAACCUCCGACCGAGCAGAUAAGGCGCGGCCACCACCCCCGACCACCGCCACCGGCCAUGGUCGGCGUCGCCGCCGGCUUCGCGUUCGCGCCGGCCGUGUCCCGGCGGCUGCCAUACAGGCCGUGCUGCUCCACCGCCCACGCCUCGGUGCCCUCCUCCUCGGCGCGGUCGUCGCUGGCCGCGCGGCAGGGGCGGCCGCGGCGGCUCGUCGCGGUCGCCCGCUACUCCGCGUACGGGAGCGACGAGGAAGACGACGAGGAGGGCGGGGCCGGGCGGCGGGACCGCCCCGAGCAGGAGCAGGACCCCGCCCUCGACAUCGAGCGUAUCCAGUCUUCGACCGUCAGGCUGUUGGAUGCCCAGAAAAAUAUGGUUGGUGUUAUAUCUGUAAGCGAGGCAGUUCGAAUUGCAGAUGAAAAUGAUCUUAUGCUGGCAAUAUUGUCACUAGAUGGAGAUCCUCCAGUACUCCGACUCUUUGAAGAGAAAGAUUACAAAAAACACAAGUACGAACAACAGAAGAAGAAAAGAGUUCAGCAGAAAAGAUCCGUUGCAAAACGCAUGGGCUUGAAAGAGCUGAAAAUGGGGUACAACAUUGAUAUUCAUGAUUACAGUGUGAGACUUAGAGCUGCAAAGAAAUUUCUUAAAGCCGGUGACAAGGUUAAGAUAGUGGUAAACUUGAAAGGUCGGGAGAACUUGUACAAAAAACAAGCGAUUGAACUUCUCAGAAGAUUCCAAACUGAUGUUGGUGAGCUAGCGACAGAAGGAAGUAAGAAUUUUGCGGAGAGGAAUAUAUAUUUGAUUCUUGUACCCAAUAAACUAGCUAUACAGAAAGAACAAGAUGGGGUGAGCAAAAAGGAUGCUGUGGAAGGAGAGACGGACCAAUCGGACGAUGAACUGGACGGGGACGAGACUCUGAUCGAACAACUGGAGGGAAGUAGUUUGGAUGGGGAUGAGCCCGUGAUAGAACUGGAGGAAAGUAAGGAACCUGAGACAGAAGUCUCAGCAAAUGUUUGAUUUAGCUGUAAAGGCCAAGGGCGCCAUCUCUGAUUUUAGAAGGUACCAAUACUGUUCAUGUAAAUACAAGGAUGGUGCUAUUGUACUUGUACUCGCCGUCCUUUGCCUGAUGAAGCAGAAGAGCUGUCCACCACCGCCGUUCCCUGGGGAGUCAGACAGAACAAAACCCUGUGAUAUCAAGAAGCUGGGGGCUACCAUCUGAACAUUUUGGUUUUGGGGCCUCGAAUCAUCAUCUCACAUUGCACCAACAGAAUCUACUAAACGGCUUGGGACCGUGCAGUGAGUCAGUAACAGUCAUGGUGAUUGUUAGGAAAGUUCGCUUGUGUUGCCUGGUGCGGCAUUGUUGUCAGCAAGGUUUUGUUUUGGCGCUGUCGUUCGCAAAUCCUAGUUGGUGUUGUGGUUGUGGAGAAGAUCAGUAGUCGUAUCUUGUUUAUCAAAUGGUUGCUUUCGGAUUUUUUUGACAUUUGGCUGGAAGUGCCUAAGAAGAGGGAGUGUAUGCUGUUCACUGUGGACAGCAAUUUCUAUCUAGUUUUCAUAUUUUUUUUGUAAGUAUAAAUACAUUUUUCUCCGCGCGCUUCAA